Messenger RNA from Danio aesculapii, 1844 nucleotides. Its product is annotated as sialoadhesin-like. Bases 154 to 1488 code for a protein of 444 amino acids. The transcript is spliced from 9 exons. The record is from RefSeq and is a predicted model, not a curated record. Lineage: Eukaryota; Metazoa; Chordata; Actinopteri; Cypriniformes; Danionidae.
AUUGUAUAACUGUUGAAGUAUUCUACGUGUGACUUAACCUCUGGGGUUUUAUAAUGGUCCUAAAACAGACCCUGGAGUUAGAAACUGUGUUCUAGCCAGGAAAUACUAUCUUUGACUGCAGCAUCAGCACAAGUGGACUGAUGGAGCUCUGACAUGACCACAAUCCUAAUCAUCUUGCUUGAUCUUUACACCAAUAAAUGUACUGAGCUUCAUCUCACGCCUUUGACUUCUGGGAAACAAGUAAUUUUUCCAUCCCUCUGCAAGGUACUGAGGAGGAACAUGAAAGCAUCACUUUUACUUCCUUUAUUUCUCCAAGGUGUUCUGCUGUUUGGUGCAUUAGGAGUGCAAGUGAGAAUGCCAAAAACAAUUCACGGUCUCAAAGGAUCCUGUCUGGUGAUUCCAUGUUCUUUCAAAUUCACAUUAAACCCACCCAAAAACCCAAGAGUUGUGUGGUAUCAGUUGGUCUAUACAGGUUAUCCUUUAGUUUACCAUCCUUCGAAGCCAAAUGAAGUGAUUAAGAAGUUCAGAGAAAAAACUGAUUUAUAUGGAAACUCAAGUGGUGAUUGUAGUCUGCUGAUCAGGAAACUGGAACAGUCCCAUCAUGGAGAGAAAUUAUACACAGGAAUUAACUCAAACAAAUGUCACAAAGUCACUUCUACAAUCCUUGUUGACACACGUCCACAAUUGCCCAGCAUCAGUAUUUCUGGAGGAGAGAAGAUGGGGGACAAGAUUACAGUAACAUGUUCAGCUUCACACACGUGUCCAUACAGCAAACCAAACAUCACUCUCAAUGGUAUUGAAGGAUCUGACCGAACAAAUGAAGAGUGUAGUGAAGACGGUCAGUGCAGAAACACUCUGACACGCACAGGUGUUGUAAAGACAGAAAAAACUACUUUUGAGUGUUCAGUAACACAUCAUGGUGGCAUAAACACAUCAGCUGCAAAAGACAAAAGUGCAUUAUGUGUUCAUCAAAAAAUAACCAUUGAGCCUGCAAUGGCAGCUGUCAGACAGCGCAUCACACAGAACUUCACUUGUACCGUCCACCAUUCCUGUCAGAAGGAGAAUCCAACCAUCACAUGGAACUACGAGAACAUGCAGGUCUCAGAGGGGAAAAAGACACUUUCUGGUGUUGAUCGAGUCGCUUAUUCCACCAUAACCUUUCUGGGUGCAAAAGAAGACCAUGGGAAGAAACUGAUCUGCUCUGCUAAACUUUCUGGAGGAAACAUCACGGCAUUUGUUGUUUUUCAUGAUCCAUCAAACAUGACGGUCAUCCUAACACCUUUACUUGUGGUCAUCUUUGCUUGCAUACUUGUUGGAGUCAUCAUAUGGAAGAAGCGUCACAGGCCAAAAAAUGAAAGUGCUGCGUAUGAAAACAACCCUUUCUCCCAACCUCACAUGCCUUUACCAAAGAGUGACCCAAAACUUCAGUCAAGAAAAAAUGAAGCAGAUUUAUAUGUCAACUUGGAAGAUUUGUAUGAAAAUAUCUGAUGACCAAACAGUAGAAAUGAUCCCAACACAGCAUUUUAAAAAUGAUCAACUGUAUUCGACUUAAUAUAAGAACAACUUCAACAACAAUAAUAGUGUUAAAAAAUUGUUAAGCAUUUUAUGAACUCAAACUUCAAACAUAUUGAUGCUGUAUCGGCUUUAUUUAGUAUACAUGUAUACUAUGUGCAUCUAUUGUUAGUAUUUCUCUUCGCUAUUACUAAAUAUGAUUGAACCAUAUAAUUAUGGUAAGUGAAAUAGGGCUUGUGAAUCUUUUAUUUGUAUCUUUUUUUACCUUGUUUCUCCAUCUUUUACUCUCUGCUUGUCAUAUAAAGGCUGAACCUGUUGUGCGAAGUAUUAUU